AUUAUCAAGUCAUUGAUUGAAUUAAAAUUAUGCUUUUUAAAGUAUUAAAGAUGAGAUUUAGAAUAAAUUUAGAUUAAUUUAUCAAAUGUAUACAUUAUAUUCUUAGGGGAGAACAAUAAAUUCUGAAUGUCGAGAUUAAAGCGAGUAAAUCAUAAAGCACAAAUAAAAUCUUAUAAAGAAAGAGAAUUUAGCAAAUGCAAAAACACUGGAAGACGGUUUGGUUUAUAUAGGCGAGAUGGAAAAUGAGGAGAGAAAUGGUUUAGGGAUCCUGAUCUACCCAAAUGGAUCAAUAUUGAAAGGGUAAUAGUAGUUCAUAAUAUUUAGUAAUUGGAUAAAUGGAAGAGCAAAUGGAAUAUGUAGACUUGAAUAUAGUUAGGAUGAAUAGUAAAUGAGUUAUAUAAAUAUAUUUAGUUAUGAGGGAAACAUAGUAAAUAAUAGAUUUUAGGGAUAUGGAGAAUAUAUUAAGAAUAAUACUUUGGUUUAUAAAGGAGAAUGGGAAAAUAAUGAGAAGCAUGGUUAUGGAGAAGAAUAUAUGAAGGAUGGAUCAAUUUAUUGUGGAAAUUUCAGUAGAGGAAUGAGAGAAGGAGAUGGAGUGUACCUGUCAAGUAAUGGAUCAAAGUAUGAAUUUGAAUAAAAAUGAGAUAUUAAGGAUAAUUCAAAUGUAAUAAGAUGGAUGGAGAGGGGAUGAUGUUUUGGAGAGAUGGGAGUUGUUAUUAGGGUCAAUUUUAAAACAAUGAUAUAAAUGGAUAUGGAGUUUAUACUUAUCCAGAUGGGAGUUAUUAUUAGGGAUAUGUAAUAAUUGAAUUGAUGUAGUUUUUGAAUGGAAAAAGGAAUGGACUUGGAAGUUUAAUGAGAUACGAUGGUUUUGAAGUGAAUGGUGAAUGGGAGGACGACAAGUUUUAUAAGAAUUGAAUUUAAUAUUUUGUAUAUACUAUAUAUA
Messenger RNA from Paramecium sonneborni, 940 nucleotides. NCBI's taxonomy places the organism in Eukaryota, Ciliophora, Oligohymenophorea, Peniculida, Parameciidae. The record is from the annotation of a GenBank genome assembly.